Amoebophrya sp. A120 is the source of this 946-nucleotide messenger RNA. The record is from the annotation of a GenBank genome assembly. Lineage: Eukaryota; Dinophyceae; Syndiniales; Amoebophryaceae.
CGAGACCAGGUGAUCUUUGUGAACCUGCGAAGCGACGUCGAGACCGCGGAGACGCUGCUGAAGCGGUUUUUUCUGUCGUCCGAUGGCGGAAAGAGAUCGAAGGGUCGAAAUGCGGAGGAAUCAUGUUCGUCCGCUGGCAGACUUGUUGGUAAGCAGGGCGUUGGGACCCAAAAUUAAUGAGGACGAGUGCGACCAAGUUCCAAGCGCGCCAGUAGCGGUGAAGCCACGCAAGCCUGGUGUUCAGCGUUCGUCUACGCAGUCGUGUGAAUCUCGCGCCCAAUCUCCGUCGACUUCCACCGCUUCUACAGCUUCAUCUCCCGCGACUGCUACAACAGCCUCGCGAACAUCCAGCGGCAGCUUUCAGACGAUACCCGCGCCAAGAACCACGCCUGUCCUAGAAAAAGAUACUGUCAUGAUUCAGGGACACCAGGGGCCCGAUUAUAUUUAUACCUCCGAUCCAGAGGAUCCGCUAUCCGACGACUGGAUGUUUUUGUACCUGGACGACAGGCGCGGGGGCCCCAACACUUUUCAGGACAAUCUUCGGGAGCAGCCCGUGCAUAGAACUACAUCAAGCGUGAAAGCCCACGAGGACGUGCUGGACGUCGAGGGCAGCACUGCGCCAGAUGACUGGCACCUGGUCGAACGUACAAACCCCGUGCAGUUGACCGAGGAAAGAACACCGCUACUCUCCGAGUGGACGUUCGCCGAAGUCCACAAAGCCGCGCCAAUCUAUGAUUCUAAACCUGUACGACCUAAUCUACUUGAAAAGUUCGAUGCGCCGUUAAUAUCGUCAAACAGCGACAAUCGAGACGACGACCGGCGUCGGCGCCCGAGAAUCGUCCUGACCUACUACGAGGGUUCCCAUGACAAAACUCGAAAAGCAAAUCGAGAGCUACGAAGGCGGCUACUAGGAGAAACCACGCCGAGAGCAGAAGCUAUUGCCUCA